Messenger RNA from Quercus lobata, 858 nucleotides. Its product is annotated as TGACG-sequence-specific DNA-binding protein TGA-2.1-like. The transcript has 3 exons. Gene Ontology annotation, biological process: DNA-templated transcription. Gene Ontology annotation, molecular function: sequence-specific DNA binding. NCBI's taxonomy places the organism in Eukaryota, Viridiplantae, Streptophyta, Magnoliopsida, Fagales, Fagaceae. Bases 1 to 450 code for a protein of 149 amino acids. The record is from RefSeq and is a predicted model, not a curated record.
AUGACAAGGUGCUACAAAGAUGGAAAUGUCACCAAGACAUACCGCCACAAACAGCUUCUUGUAAAUCAAUUGAAGCCUUUAACUGAGCAACAAUUGGUAGGCAUCUACAACUUGCAACAGUCAUCCCAGCAGGCUGAAGAUGCUGUGUCACAAGGCAUGGAGGCAUUGCAACAAUCCCUGGCUGAGACAUUGGCCAAUGGCUCACCUGGUCCAUCAGGAUCAUCUGGGAAUGUGGCAAACUAUAUGGGUCAAAUGGCCAUGACCAUGGGAAAGCUUGGAACACUUGAGGGUUUCCUUCGCCAGGCUGAUAAUUUGCAUCAACAAACACUGCAACAAAUGCACCGUAUAUUGACAACCAGGCAAUCAGCUCGUGCGCUUCUUGCAAUAAGUGACUAUUUCUCUCGUCUUCAAGCCCUCAGUUCCCUCUGGCUUGCGCGGCCACGGGAAUGAGAAGCACAAAAUUGUCCUGAUGAAGUUCUUUUGAAGACUGACUCAACCCAUCCUAUCAAAUGAUCAUUAAGCAUAGAGUUCAUAAAGGAUCAGUCAUAUGAUUCACCAUUCAGUGGAUUUGCUGUCGAUCUUUAACCCGAAAUUCAUUUGGGAUUGGGUUGUCAUGCAUUAGUCACAUUGAUCAUCAAAUUGAAAGUUGCAGAUCUCUUUGUUGUUGAUAUUGUCUCCAUCUGCACUUCUAGUGUCACAUAUGUUUACCUAGGUUGGUUAUUCUCAUUUCUUAUGUUUAAACUAUAGAUCCAAUAAUCUGAUUAUGUUAGCUGUUUAAUAGAACCAGGAAGGAAAAUAGGAUAGUAUUUGUAAUGUAGGUUACAGUAAUCGAUUUGUAUACCAGAAUCAGAUUAUAUA